Molecule: messenger RNA, 2326 nt
Organism: Cannabis sativa
Lineage: Eukaryota; Viridiplantae; Streptophyta; Magnoliopsida; Rosales; Cannabaceae
Product: agamous-like MADS-box protein AGL65
Exons: 11
Coding region: 503-1579 (358 amino acids)
Biological process (GO): regulation of transcription by RNA polymerase II
Molecular function (GO): DNA-binding transcription factor activity, RNA polymerase II-specific; RNA polymerase II cis-regulatory region sequence-specific DNA binding; protein dimerization activity
Source: RefSeq, a predicted model, not a curated record
UUUUUUUUUUCCCCAUUUAUGUUAAUAAGCUUCAUUGGGGUCUGCUUGUUGUUGUCGGUGUUUAAAGUUUUUCUUUUAAUCCAUUCAAUCUGCCGUCUCUGUCUUUAUUUAAAUAUGUUUGUCAUAACAUUCUCUCGUUUAUAACAUGGUUGAGUUUCAACUGGGCUUUGUUCUUUCAUAUAUAAUUCUAUAUACCAAUUUGUUCACUUCCUCCCAUUGCCUAUGUAUAUAAAUGAUGAACAAAUGAUUAGUUUUUUUUUAUUUAUUUAUUUAUUUAUUUUUUUUAUGGGCAAUAUUUGUAGGCUAUGUAUGGUCAUAAUAUGUUAUGGUUAUGUUGGUGGUGCCUUUGAGUAUUGAACAUGCUGGUAAAGUAAGAUUUAUUAUUCUUAAGUGAGCUUAAAAAAUGUGGAUUCAGUCGAAAUGAAGGAAAUUUUAAAAAAUUAUAUUGGUUAAAUUAAACUGUAGUUGAGAUUUUUAAGCAGUUUGUUGAUGCAUUAGCAGGAUGGGAAGGCUUAAACUAAAAAUUCAGAGAUUAGAGAGCAUUAGCAACCGUCAAGUGACUUAUUCUAAACGCAGAAAUGGGAUUUUGAAGAAGGCUAAGGAACUAUCUAUCUUAUGUGAUAUAGAUAUAGCCCUUCUCAUGUUCUCCCCAUCUGGAAAGCCUACAUUAUACCAAGGGGAGCGCAGUAAUUUUGAAGAGGUUAUCACAAAGUUUUCUCAAUUAACUUGUCAAGAACGAGCGAAAAGGAAACUGGAGAGUCUUGAAGCACUGAAGAAAACUUUCAAGAAAUUGGACCAUGAUGUGAAUAUACAGGAUUUCAUGGGUUCAAGCUCUCAGACAAUUGAGGAUUCAAUGAGUCAAGUUAGGGUAUUGCAAGCCCAGUUGACAGGACUACAGAGGAGACUGAGCUUUUGGAGUAAUCCAGAUCAGAUCAAUGAUGUAGAGAAUAUCAUCCAAAUAGAAGACAUACUUAGGGAGUCCAUCAACAAAAUCCAAAUUUACAAAGAAAGUUUCAGAAAACACCAAUUAUUGCCGCUAAAUUGCACAGGCCAGUUGCAGAAUGAGAUGUAUUCACCGUUAAUGGUAGGUAAUGCACAAGAAGCACAAUCUUUGUCAUGGAUUCCAAAUAAUGAAAACCAACCCUUGAUGGUACCGGGUGAGCCUAACUUUCUGCCACAUGGCGGGAUUCAAUGCACCACCGAUUUUUCACUUCCAGGAUGCUCUAGUUACAACAGCAAUGGGAGUGGCAAACAAAUGGAGGUUGGUAAUCCAGGACAACUCAAUAAUAUGGAACAAGGUGGUUGUUCAUUGAAUGACCUAAGUGGAACUGCUGGCUUAAAUCUUGAUUUUGGUGAGCAUUAUGCAUAUCCUUCUUUCGAAGCUAGUUUACUGGACAAUAAGAAAUUGAAAAUCAAUAUGGAGAUGAACCUACAAACGACUUCUGUGGAUUAUCAAGUAAAUAACAAUUGUGUACUGCCUACAUCUAUAUAUGACAAUGCUCAGCAUGACUGGAUAUCUGCUUUUGCGCCUUGCGGACUUGCUCUGUGUAACGAAAAUUCCUGCCAGCAGAGGAAUUAAAAUGAUCCGUUGUGAUUGUACUGAAAGAAACCAUGGAUGUGAAUUGAGUUUGAAGUUUUUUGGUGAGGCCUAAUUCACGCUGUGGAGUUACUCACAGAAUACCCAAAAUAUGUUAGUCGUCAUGGGUUUUAUACUAUUUCGGCAGCUCUCUGCUACCAUAUACCUUAACUGUAUAUAACAAUAUAUAGCAUAAAAAAUAUAGUAUCAUAGAUUUUGCUGUAUAAUAUUAACAUUCGUGUUUCCUCAAAGCAAGUAUGAAGAGCUUAUGCUGAAUUCAGGGCAAGAGUUGCUGUCUAUACAUAUUUUAGUGUCAUGAUUGAGGUUCAUUCAGCUCUUGUGGUAGAGUAGAUAUAUAUAAGCAAACACAAGAAUUUGAUUAGGGUUUAGGAAGUGUUACAGAAUAAUUUGUUGGUUUGUAAAACAUAUAUUUUAAUUGUAGAUAGUGAUGUAAUUGAAGUGAUAAUAAUAAUAAUUACGAUGCCAUUUAAGUGCCCCCUGUACAAUGGUAAAAAUCCUUGUCUACAUUAAGGUUCAAGUCUCACCACAAAAACAUUCAUUCACUCUUAUAAAACAAAUGAAACAGGUUUUGAUCAAAUCUAUCUUAGAUAUGAUCUUAGUUGCCACUUAGUGUUUGGACAAUGGUGUUGUGCCAUGGGUCAGACAGGUGCUGCAAGAGGUUGUCGAAUGGCCCUUUUCCUGUCACGUUGUGCUGAACAAUGAAUCCCAAGAAUGCCAACAUAGCCAAUC